AUGUCCACCUCCUCCUUCCCCGACCAACACCACGUUGUUAUUUCCAUUGACGCCCUCAGAUGCAAAGUAUGCUCCAGAAUGUUCCCUGGAACUCCCCAGAAAAUGAAUUGCGGACACUCCCUAUGCCUCCGUUGCUAUGACCGCUUCGCAAUAGAACACGAAUCAUUCCACUGUCCGAUAUGCGGAAAACCCGUCUGGAAUACCUGCACAGCGCCGAAUUUCGAGUUGAAAGGGAUAUUGGAUAGUAUGGAUAAGAUUGCUGGGGAUCAGAGAGGGUUGCUAGAGAAUAAUCUGGAUGUGGCGACAGAGAGGAUGAUAGAGGACAAUAAAUUGAUGGCGAAGCAAGUGGAGAAGCUAGAGAGGGAGAAUGGACAGUUUAGAAGGGAUAAUGAACAACUCCGACGAAAAUACUCUAUUCUGAAAGAGUACAGCUCCUUCCUUGGAUUGCUAUUUGGGUAUGCUGCUAUUGCUGCCGUAUGGUUAGCUGUCGAUCGUUUUAUUUUGUAG
This is a messenger RNA of Caenorhabditis remanei, 507 nucleotides long. RefSeq lists its product as uncharacterized. NCBI's taxonomy places the organism in Eukaryota, Metazoa, Nematoda, Chromadorea, Rhabditida, Rhabditidae. The record is from RefSeq and is a predicted model, not a curated record. Bases 1 to 507 code for a protein of 168 amino acids. The transcript has 3 exons.